Vigna unguiculata (cowpea) is the source of this 1209-nucleotide messenger RNA. RefSeq lists its product as uncharacterized. The record is from RefSeq and is a predicted model, not a curated record. Lineage: Eukaryota; Viridiplantae; Streptophyta; Magnoliopsida; Fabales; Fabaceae.
AUGAAACAACAGAUGGGGACUAGGGAAGAGCCGGUGACUUGGGCCAACUUCAGGACUCGAUUCUUGGAGAAAUACUUUCCAGAUACAGCUAGACAGGACAGGGAGGAUGAAUUCCUUGCAUUGCAUCAAGGGGACAUGACAGUGCAUGAGUAUGUAAACAAGUUCGAGCAUCUGGCGAGGUACUACUUGCAGUACAUCACCGAGGAGUGGAGGUGUUUGAAGUUUGAGCGAGGACUCAAACAUGAGCUGAAGAAGGUGGUAACACCUCUGAGAGAGAGAAGGUUCCCAGUCUUGGUGGAACAGGCCAAGAGUGCUGAACAACUGGAGAAAGGCCCUAGUCCAAUUGUCCGACAUCAGAGCUAUGUCGCAGAGGCGAAGCAGAUGAAAAAGCCUUACAGCCAACCACAGAUAUCUCAGGGUCCCACUUGCUACCAGUGUGGCAGACCCCAUUUGAAAAGGAAUUGCCCAAAGCUGACAGUGUUGGUGUUGUUCAAUUCUGGAGCAACACAUUCUUUCAUUGCUAAUGCGUGUGUGGGGAGAUUGAAUCUGGUGAAACGCGAUUUGGGGUGUGAGUUGCUUGUUUCAACUCCCUCCUCGGGUCCAGUAGCUACCAGUUCAGUCUGCGUUGGUGUUCAAUGGAAGUGGAAGGUCACAGAUUCAAGUUUGGUAUUCCCAGAACAUGAGGGAUUGGAGUUAAUCUCAGCCCAGAGAGCGAUAAAUGAAGUGGAAGCUAGAGCCACCUAUUUUAUGAUAGUCGCUCAUACAGAGAAGAAUAGCACCGUUGAGAAGAUCAGUGUAAUUCCAGUAGUGGAGGAGUAUGCCAAUGUGUUUCUAGAUGAAAUACCAGAGUUGCCACCGAGUAGGGAUGAAGAUUUCACCAUUGAUCUUAUCCUUGGAGCUAGCCCAAUAUCCAUGGCACCCUAUAGAAUGGCAUCAGCGGAGUUGGCUGAGUUGAAGAAGCAAAUAGAAGACUUGUUUGAGAAGAAGUUCAUCCGGCCGAGCGCAUCACCUUGGGGAGCACCAAAGACGGCGUUCAGGUCACGCUACGGACAUUAUGAGUAUGUAGGGAUGCCGUUCAGGGUGACCAAUGCUUCUGCUAUUUUCAUGGACUACAUGAACAGGAUAUUCCGACCGUACCUGGAUCAGUUUGUUGUCAUGUUUAUUGAUGACAUAAUGAUAUACUUUGAGAGUCGGGAUGAACACGCAUAG